Molecule: messenger RNA, 954 nt
Organism: Ailuropoda melanoleuca (giant panda)
Lineage: Eukaryota; Metazoa; Chordata; Mammalia; Carnivora; Ursidae
Product: olfactory receptor 145
Biological process (GO): G protein-coupled receptor signaling pathway
Cellular component (GO): membrane
Molecular function (GO): G protein-coupled receptor activity; olfactory receptor activity
Source: RefSeq, a predicted model, not a curated record
AUGGCUCCUACAAACUCCUCUUUUGUGACUGAAUUCAUCCUGGUGGGGCUCACAGACCUACCAGAUCUCCAGCUCCCCCUGUUCUUCUUGUUUCUAGUCAUGUAUGUGGUCACUGUGUUGGGAAAUUUGGGCUUGAUAACUCUAAUUGGGCUGAAUUCACACCUCCANUGGGCUGAAUUCAUACUCCACACCCCCAUGUACUUUUUCCUCUUCAAUUUGUCCUUCAUAGAUCUCUGCUAUUCUUCUGUAUUUACACCCAAAAUGCUGACUCACUUCACAUCAAAGAAGAAUAUUAUCUCCUACAGGGGAUGCAUGACUCAGCUUUACUUUUUCUGUUUUUUUGCUAUUUCCGAAUGCUAUGUGCUGACAUCAAUGGCCUAUGAUCGCUAUGUGGCCAUCUGUAACCCACUUUGGUAUCAUGUUGCCAUGUCCCCCAAAGUGUGUUCCAGCCUUACGCUUGGUUCAUAUUUGAUGGCAUUUUUGGGUGCUAUGGCUAACACGAGUUGCAUGCUGAGACUGACCUUCUGUGAUGCAGCUGUUAUCAACCAUUAUUUGUGUGAUAUAUUCCCACUGCUCCAGCUCUCCUGCACAAGCACUUAUGUCAGUGAGCUGGUGGUUUUCAUUGUGGUGGGCAUCGACAUCAUUGUGCCCAGUGUCACCAUCUUUGUCUCCUAUGGUUUCAUCCUAUCCAGCAUCCUGUGCAUCAGCUCCACUGAGGGCAGGUCCAAAGCCUUCAGCACAUGCAGUUCCCACAUAUUUGCUGUUUCUCUCUACUUUGGAUCAGGUGCAUUUGUGUAUCUUAAACCGUCUUCUGUUGGGUCUAUGGAUGAGGGAAAAAUCUCCUCUAUCUUUUAUACCAAUGUGGUUCCCUUGAUGAACCCUUUCAUUUACAGCUUGAGAAACAAAGACAUUAAACUCGCUCUUGCAAAAACCCAGAGUAGGAGAGUGUUUUGA